Molecule: messenger RNA, 4036 nt
Organism: Dunckerocampus dactyliophorus (ringed pipefish)
Lineage: Eukaryota; Metazoa; Chordata; Actinopteri; Syngnathiformes; Syngnathidae
Gene: trpv4
Product: transient receptor potential cation channel, subfamily V, member 4
Exons: 17
Coding region: 245-2872 (875 amino acids)
Biological process (GO): calcium ion import across plasma membrane; osmosensory signaling pathway; actin filament organization
Cellular component (GO): cilium; membrane
Molecular function (GO): protein binding; calcium channel activity
Source: RefSeq, a predicted model, not a curated record
AAGACGCAUGCGUUGGUCUGCUGGACUUUUCCAUCGUUUGGACCGGUUUUAGCUGAAACGCCUUCAGUCAACUGAAGUCUGAGGCUGAGCAGUCUAGAAUUCCACUUUGAGGUGUGAAGAACUGCGGAAAAUAAUGAAGAAUUGAAGAGACUAACAAAUAAAAUAGAAUAAGGCUUCCCACAUGGUUCACCAUCAUUUCCACUCCAUCUGAAGAGGAAUUUGGCACUCGGUCGUGAUAAAAGGGAUGAAUGAGGGCCGCACUGCUGCGACCCUCCUGAGAAGGUGCCACCUCGCCCUGUCCAAGGCCGACACCGUCUGCACUGUCCCAGCCAGAGAAGCCCUCUCCGUUGACCCCGGCGAUGUUGGUGCUCAGCUUGAGAACGAAGCGGCCUUUCCCUUGUCUGAAUUUUCAGAAUUAUUUGAGAGUGCGGAGUGUUCCCCAUCUACUCAAGACACUGGUCAGGAUGCGGUCCAGGAGCUGGUGGUUCAGUCCGGCCAGCCUGUGGACGGCAGACAAAACCUGCGGAUGAAGUUUCAAGGUGCUUUCAAGAAGGGCAUUUCCAACCCCAUGGAUCUACUGGAAUCCACCAUAUAUGAAUCAAAUGUGGUUCCAGGUCCAAAGAAAGCACCCAUGGACUCCCUUUUUGACUAUGGCACCUACAGGAACACAAGUAACCAGAAGCGACGCAGGAAGAAGCUGCCCAGAGGUAAAACAGAGACAUCCAGCGAGGACGGUCCAAGUGAGGACCCUCCAAAGGUUGUGAAAGUAUUCAAUCGCUCUCUUCUCUUCGACUGUGUGUCACGUGGGGACCCCGAGGCCAUGGAGGGUCUCUUGGAGUACUUGCAAAAUAAUGACAAGAGGUUAACAGAUGAGGAAUUCCGAGAGCCAUCCACUGGUAAAACAUGUCUACCUAAAGCCCUGUUGAACCUCUACAGUGGCCAGAAUGACACCAUCCCACUGCUGGUUGACAUUGCAGAGAAGACUGGAAACCUCAGAGAGUUUAUCAACACACCUUUCAGGGAUGUCUACUACAGAGGCCAGACGGCACUCCACAUCGCCAUCGAGCGACGCUGUAAGCAGUAUGUGGAACUACUGGUGGAGAAAGGAGCUGACGUUCAUGCACAGGCCAGAGGACGCUUCUUCCAGCCCAGAGACGAGGGCGGAUACUUCUACUUUGGUGAGCUGCCUUUGUCGCUGGCCGCAUGCACCAACCAGCCUAACAUUGUACACUACCUGACCGAGAAUCCCCACAAGAAAAUCGACCUGCGGCGCCAAGAUUCCCGUGGUAACACAGUUCUCCACGCCCUGGUUCACAUCGCUGACAACACCAAGGACAACACUCGUUUCCUCACAAAGAUGUAUGACUUGCUUCUAAUCAAGAGCGCCAAACUGUACCCAGACUGCAGCUUGGAGAGUGUGCUCAACAAUGAUGGCAUGUCACCUCUUAUGAUGGCGGCCAAGCUGGGCAAGAUAGGGGUUUUUCAACACAUCAUUCGUCGUGAAAUCAAAGACGAGGACGUCCGUCAUCUGUCACGCAAGUUUAAGGACUGGGCUUACGGACCGGUGUACUCCUCACUCUAUGAUCUGUCUUCAUUGGACACAUGUGGAGAGGAGCCAUCUGUGCUGGAAAUCCUCGUUUACAACAGUCGCAAUGAGACCCGCCAUGAGAUGCUGGCAGUGGAGCCUAUCAAUGAACUGCUCAGAGCCAAGUGGCAGAAAUUUGCAGCCGUGACCUUUUACAUCAGCGUAGUUUCCUACCUCCUCACCAUGAUCACCUUCACACUGGUGGCUUAUCACCAUCCCACACAGGGAACGCCCCCGUACCCAUACACAACAUCCACUGACUACUUGAGGAUGGCGGGAGAGGUCAUCACCUUAGCGUCUGGAAUCUUCUUCCUCCUAACCAACAUUAAGGACCUCUUCUUGAAGAAGUGCCCCGGGGUGAAGUCGUUAUUUAUUGAUGGAUCCUUUCAACUGUUGUAUUUCAUUUACUCUAUACUGAUCAUAGUCACAGCCGCUCUCUACCUGUCUGGCAUUGAGGCCUAUGUGUCUGUCAUGGUCUUUGCUCUUGUCCUGGGCUGGAUGAACACUCUUUACUUCACCAGAGGCCUCAAGCUCACUGGCACCUACAGCAUCAUGAUACAGAAGAUUCUUUUUAAAGAUCUUUUCAGAUUCCUGCUGGUGUACGUUCUCUUCAUGAUUGGAUAUGCAUCAGCCCUGGUAUCCCUCCUCACUGUGUGCCCUCCACCGGGCACGAACUGCGAAGGAGGCUGCCCGACGUACCCCAAGUGCAGGGAUCCCGACACCUUCAGUACCUUCUUAUUGGACCUCUUCAAGCUGACUAUCGGGAUGGGAGAACUGGACAUGAUCCACAGUGCUCAAUAUCCUGCAGUUUUCCUCAUUCUGUUAGUGACUUACAUCAUCCUCACCUUUGUGCUGCUGCUCAACAUGUUGAUUGCCCUGAUGGGGGAGACGGUGGGCCAGGUGUCCAAGGAGAGCAAGAAGAUUUGGAAGCUGCAGUGGGCAACGACCAUCUUGGACAUUGAACGCUCAUUCCCAGUUUGUAUUCGAAAGUCCUUUCGAGUUGGCGAGAUGGUGACUGUGGGCAAGAACUGGGAUGGAACACCGGACCGACGCUGGUGCUUUAGGGUGGAUGAGGUGAACUGGUGCCACUGGAAUCAAAACCUGGCAAUCAUCAAUGAGGAUCCAGGCAAGAGCGAGACCUGUCAGGCCAACGGGCUUCAACAGAGUGUCAGAGGCUUGAGGAGAGACCGCUGGUCCACCGUGGUCCCACGAGUGGUGGAAUUAAGUCGGGGUCCGCGGCCUCGUGAUCUGGUGAUAGAGAUGGAGCCCCUUACGUCCAGGCACUGAUGGCCAUGGUGGACUAACUCUGUGAUUCUUGUAACGAGACAGUGGAGGGUCGUUUUGCAUGGAGGCGAUCACUCCGCUGAGGACCAUUAGAUCAAUAAGUGCACUCAUUUGCACAAAUCACAUGUGCCUUUUAUUCACAGGACAUUAUUGUAAAUACUACUUCCUGACAGCCUGGGGGAUUGUACGGAGCAAUCAUAACGACUCUAGAUGUGCAACAUGCCAAAGAAUCUUCAAUUUAGACAUAAAAAUACUACAAUAUUAAUGCAUCAAUGACCUAAACUGUUUUUAUAAAACAUAUCAUAAUAUAUUCUGUACCUCUGCAUUUCACUCAGGGAUUAUUCCAUACAUCAUUGAGUCAUAGAGAGUCAUACAGAAUCCUAAUUACUGCAUCCUGCAAUGCCCUGCAUUAGCAGGGCAAACACUGGUGAAAAUCUAUAAAUACAUAAUCACAACAGGAGGAAAAUAUAGCAAUAAAUAUUUAUAGACUCAGCCAGACCUGAGCUAAGGAUUGUUUGCUUUAUAUUGAAGGGAUCUCUAUAUGAUGUGAUCAUAAAGUGUGUAUCUGCUAGGUGCAGUAUAUUUCUAUAUGGCAUUAAUACAGUUGUUUUUAAAUGUAACUAUACUGUAGUCUUAUGUCUCAGGCAGGGCAGCUUAUAGCGGAAGAAAGACAAUGUGCAAUGUGCUCAUUCAAUAGCUGCACAACAAAGACAUUGUUGUGGCAAAAAUGGGCCUGAUGAGCAAGGUUACAGUUGUCAAGCAAAUACAAGACAAUAGCCUUCCGUGUAAGGGUUUGGCUUUGAAUUGCCACAGUUAUUGUUUCUCGCAGCUGUGGGGUAUUUGCAUAAUGGACGCAGAGGCCUCGCUAUUAUGUGCUUCUCUGUAUUUGCUGCAGUGUUUUCAGUGCAGUUGGCUCCUUGCCCUGCACACCAUCUUGUUUAUGUGUCACCUACCUUUAUACAGGUAUAUACACUGCAUGUAUAUACAUAUCUGUGUUGUGCUAUAAGAACAGUUGAAAGGCUAUGCACACCUCAUUUGCAUUGAAUGAAGCAUUGCUGUUGAAGGUCACUGUUCACAUUUCACAAAGUUUACAUUUCUGUUAUAUAAAGACUUGUUUUGUAUCAUUUUGUACAUUGUUGCUACGGACAAUAAACAGGACGCUUGUGA